UGUCUCACCAGCAACCACCCGUCCUGCAACGUAGUGUAGCAUCCAGCUGGCUAGGAAGCUAACGCACAGACACACAGAAAUAUCCCUGCGCCGUCUUUUGGUUAUGUUUUCUGCUUGAAUUUACCCAAGUUACCAGUCGAGUCCGAGUGAUUAAAGCGAAAGGGCCGGUGGAAGAUGCAGUUCAUGCUGUUGUUCAGCCGGCAGGGAAAGCUGCGGUUACAGAAAUGGUAUGUGCCUCUGUCUGACAAAGAGAGGAAGAAGAUCUCCAGAGAUUUGGUCCAAACCAUACUGGCGAGGAAGCCCAAGAUGUGCAGCUUCCUGGAGUGGAGGGACCUCAAGAUUGUGUACAAGAGAUAUGCGAGCCUGUAUUUCUGCUGUGCAGUAGAGGAUCAGGAUAAUGAGCUGAUUACCCUGGAGAUCAUCCACAGAUAUGUGGAGCUGCUGGACAAAUAUUUUGGCAGUGUGUGCGAGUUGGAUAUUAUCUUCAACUUUGAGAAGGCCUACUUUAUCCUGGAUGAGUUCUUGCUUGGCGGAGAGGCCCAGGAGACAUCCAAGAAGAAUGUGCUGAAGGCCAUUGAGCAAGCCGACCUGCUGCAGGAGGAGGCUGAGGCACCACGGAGCGUUUUAGAAGAGAUUGGGCUGACAUAAACCGUCAUGCUGCUGCCUCGCAGUUCUUUGUCCCAGAUGCAGAUCUGGCAACCUCCCUGUCUCUAUCCUGUCUUCUCCUGUUCACAGUGUCAGUGUUGUAUGUAUAUAAUCACCAUCUAUGUACUGUAUUAUUCUGUACUGUACUAUCCUGUAAUGUCCUUUUAAUGUGGUGCCAACUGUGGUUUAAAUGUGAUUCCUAUGUACAAGCUCCCUCACUGUAUUCUGCAGUACUAUUAGCAUACUUCGCUCCCCUAAUGUCUUGAAACUCCACAGAGUACAAUGUAGCGGCGACAUGAAAACUCCAGCGUCAUAUUAAGGUUAUCCAUCAUCACCGAUUGCAGAGUUGUAUGUGCUGUUUGGCUUAAAGGACUUUCUAAGGUGCUGUUGUAGCCGAAGUUGGUGCUUCUCGUGUUUCACCGUUGCAUUCGAGUCAAAGAGCUAAGCAUCCCAUGUCAUGAAAAAUUAAUACUGUGAUCUUUGAAACACCCAGAAGGUUGUUUAACAAAACUUACCGCUCUUCUGAAGGUAUUUCUUAAUCUUCAAAGACUCAAUUUUGACAGCCACACACAAAAAAAAGUUUGUAACUUGUUUCUUAAGUUGACUGUUUCUUAAUCCAGGUUGGUGGAAAAUAAUAACACAUUAUUUCAUUUAUAAUACAGGAAAGAACCAUAAAUAAAGUAGUUUUUUCUUUGAUUAAAGUAAAAAUGGUGCCAGGAGAUACACCAUUUUGUGCUAUUAUUAUUAUUAAAAUAAAAAAAAUAGUGGACAGUAUUAUUCUUUUUUUAUCUAGAUGUUAGAGUAUUGCAAGACUCUAUAAAUAUCUUCAGAACACCAGCAAGUGUUACUAAAUUCCAAGAUUUAAUUUAAAGAUCAGGUAUUUAUUUUAUUGGAUCUGAUGUCCAGCUCCGACUCAAAUGUAAAGGGAACACGAGUGGCAUCAAGUGGGGCUGUUGUUGGAAUCACUGACACUGUUACAAUCACUUAUACACGCGUAAGUUCAACCCACCAAUUCAGUGAAAUUUAUCAAUUACCCAUAAUCAGUAUCGGUGUAUACAUUAAGUAGGUUUGUACAAGUUUGUGUUUGGUGCUUCCCCUCCAGAACUUAACCAUUUUGUAUUUCUUUUUCAAGACUAAUUGUUUUGGUAACACAUUUAUUUUCUGUUCUGUGUCCUGUUUGUUAAAAGUCUUUAUUUUUCUGACAAUUGACUUAUUUUCUUUACAAAAUCGCUUGUUUAACAUGGAAGUUUAUAAUGGCCUCUGGAGAUAAAUCUUAGGUCAGUCUCCCUUAGUCUUAGGUCAGGAUAGGACAGUGACCAAAAUGAAAGAAACACUAUUUUCUGUAUUAUGAUAGUUUGGCCUGCUCUUUAAGACUAACAUAUGACCAAAGAACACUGUGUUUUACCUUCUCAAUGGUGUCUAUAGAAGGCUAACAUGGCAGAAAAGGGAUUUAGAACUGCAGGAUGUUUGAUGUUGUUGAUUUGGCCACACUAUACCAGUAUUAGUAUUAGUAUUUUAAUCUGUUUAAAGGCAGGACUAUCCUGAGUUUCUUUAUGGAGCAAGAACGUAAGAAGAUGAACUGCACAUAUCAGGGUACAUCAAUAAUAUUCAUUACUGUUGGCUUGUUCACUUAUUAGUAGGAUGCAGGAAAACAGGCCAACAAGUAAUGAAUAGAUAUUCAUCCAAACUGUAUGGCUGUCACAUUUUUUUAUCUGCAUUCUUAAAACCACAGUGUUUUCUGUCGAACAUUCACAAGUAAUUAUUAAACAAGUUCAUCUCUGAUUUGUGCAAAAGAAAUCACUUUUUGUAUUAAACACUGCCAACACAUUUGCCAACAUUUUUUUUCUUAUAUUUGAAAGUUAUUAACAAUAAAUGUAUUCAAAAAGAAAA
Messenger RNA from Morone saxatilis (striped sea-bass), 2535 nucleotides. RefSeq names its product AP-1 complex subunit sigma-2-like. Gene Ontology annotation, molecular function: clathrin-cargo adaptor activity. The record is from RefSeq and is a predicted model, not a curated record. Bases 175 to 648 code for a protein of 157 amino acids. The transcript is spliced from 5 exons. NCBI's taxonomy places the organism in Eukaryota, Metazoa, Chordata, Actinopteri, Moronidae. Gene Ontology annotation, biological process: vesicle-mediated transport; intracellular protein transport. Gene Ontology annotation, cellular component: membrane coat; intracellular membrane-bounded organelle; AP-1 adaptor complex.